Nicrophorus vespilloides is the source of this 3125-nucleotide messenger RNA. RefSeq names its product serine/threonine-protein phosphatase 6 regulatory subunit 3-like. The transcript has 15 exons. Lineage: Eukaryota; Metazoa; Arthropoda; Insecta; Coleoptera; Silphidae. Gene Ontology annotation, molecular function: protein phosphatase binding; protein phosphatase regulator activity. The coding region runs from base 340 to 3003 and encodes 887 amino acids. Gene Ontology annotation, cellular component: nucleus; cytosol. The record is from RefSeq and is a predicted model, not a curated record.
ACUUUAAGCCAAAAAUACAAUGAAGAGGAUUUUCGUUCAUCAGAAAAAUACGUAACGCGAUGAUCCACGACUAUUAAACUAGAUGAGAAACAAGGACCAACUGUGAUUUUCAAGUUAUUUAUAAUCGUAUCUUUUUUAUCCAAGUACUCCUUACUAUUUUAUCCUGCCCUCUAUCGUCCCUCACGGUAGAGCGCCCUUGCCCUAUUGUCCCUUUAAUUAAGUCCAGCCCAGCUGACUGUGAAUUGGGCCAACAGUGCAGUAAAUAAAGGGUGGUUGUGUUCAGGAGAAGUUGAAGUUUUAGUUCAAUUUAAUUUCUUCUCAAAACUGUGAACUUACAAGAUGAGCCUUCAAAUGAAUAACAACUUGAUAACUGAUACUGUAGUUGAAAUACUAGAAAUGGCGAAUCUACCACCCAGCCAACUUGAUAGUUUCUCCUUGGAUAGUAAAGAUCUGACCAUCUCCAUGAAGGAACUUUUAAAAUUAUACACAAAGUUGAUACAGAUACCCAGCAGCAAUCACAAUGCCAUGAGAAGGAAACUGCUCUAUCACUUGUCCUUUUUCAAACUGCAACUGUUACAAUUCAUGACUCUGGAUAGUUUCUACAAGCUCAUCGAGGGUUUACUAGGGUUUUACUGUAGAUUGGAGCUAGAAAUAACUAGUAUAGAUUGUGAGAGACAGGAAGAAAACACUGACAAUACUGAGGAGUGGAUCUGCAGAACAUCGGAUAGAAUUUUAACUGUGCUCAAAACCUAUUUGAAAAACAGUGAGAAGCACAUUUUCAAGUUAUUAUUGCAUGUCAGCAGGCAAAAUCGGAAUGAAUAUGGUUGUGCUGUAUUGAGGAUACUGUAUUGUCAAGUUUUGAAUAUUUAUCCUUUGCAUUAUUUGUACACUGAAGCAUUGUGCAGGAAGUACAUUAUAUUGAUGAAGGUGAUUGAGCACAAUACAGAAAAUUUUGCUGCAAACGAUCAGAAGAUGUUGACAAAAUGCCAGUUCUAUACUGAUCAUAUUAUGGAUUUAACUUUCUCAGUCAAUAAUGGAAAAUCUUUGAAGUUCCAAAAUAACGUUUUUAGUUUAGUGAGCACGAUUCAAAGUUUGGUCCAUAAAGAAAGUUCAAGUGAUAAUGUGAUAUGUGAUGUCGAUGUUUCGCCUAUUGAUGAUGUUGACGAUCUACCUGAGAAACCGAUUACUGAAAACGUGAUGUCUACUGAUGAAUUGGUGAACUUGCUGGAUUGCGGCAAUCAGAAGUCGGAAUCGAUUGAUAAAUUAUUAGCGAUGAAGGCGAUACGACGCAAACCUAAUUUACUACUCAAGAAAAUUGAUCCAAUAGUCAUGAAUCAUUUAGAUAACAGUACGACCACCGCAAAAGAUAAAACCCGCAAAGUACAUUUUAAAAUUCCCACACAACUGGAUAUUGCAAUCAAUGACCAUGAAAAAUAUAAAAAGCAAUCUAAUAAAAAGGUACAAACUCCUGAGAAAUCCAAUGAAAACUCUGAGAAUCUAACUAUUGAAAGUAUAUUAAAGGAUGAAGAUAUUCUUUCACAAUGUUACGAUAAAAAUGAAGCAAUCAUCGAAAGCCUAAGAAAUGUUCAAAUUUUGAAAAAACUCUUCCUGAUAGUUUUAUCAAAUAAAGAACCGUUGGAUUUGUUUGAUACGAACAAGGCGUAUCUGAUCCUCUGCGCAAUAGUUCCCUUAAUCAGGGUCUUCAUAGUCUGUAAAUGUGAACUUAUACAGUUCUUAAUCAACUUUAUAACGCAGAAGACUCCUUUGGAUCCAAUGUUGGCGUCGCGAUAUUCCAAAAUUAUGACCCUUUUAGUGGUCAGGAGCGACGAUGAGGAUUGGUACACUUACAGGCGUGAAUGCAAUUUAGUGUUGGACUACAUCCAGUGCAGGAAAAUGAUUAACGGAUUGUUGUUCCACGUCGAAACGGCGGCGAUCAGAGACUUACUGAUGGUCCUCAUGACGCAGGUUUACUUGAAGCAGCGCAUCAUCAUCUUUUUGAAUGAUCACGAUUUGAUCCAGUCGUUGAUCAAGAUGUUGAUCUCGAAGUUGGGACCUGCGAGGAACGACAGCGUCGCACAGCUUCUGCACGAGUUCGGACAAAUUGCAAACAGGAAUCGCAGAACGCAGCAGAAGAGACACAGGACGGAUGUGCUGCUCAGCACAUUGGAACAGCCUUCAACGAUCCGCCUCUUGUUAAACACGAUUUUCACGAAGCACAGAUCCGAGAGCUCCUUGGUCGGUGGUAUGAAAGUGCUCAUUGGCUUACUGAAGUACGAGAAAUCAACUAUUUCGAAAUACUAUUAUCCGAAGAGCUACAAUACUACGGAAUCCCAGAUGCUUCCAGCGCUCAAGUAUUUGGAAUUAAGGUGGAUCGAAUCCACCGCGCAUAUAGUGACGGAACGAUUAUCCGAUUUUCACGAAGUACUGAUGCAUCCACCGAAAAAAGCCAGCAUCGAGACAACUGUAGGUUUAUUGAAGGUACCAAUGGGCAACACCAGAAUCCAAGUUGUGACAUUGUUGGCGGUUCUAAUUAAAAUCGGUAAUAAUGAUACAGUCACAAAGUUGGUGUCUUUGGGCACGAUGAAAGUGAUGCUGGACCUAUUCUUCUCUUAUCCCCUGAACAACUUGUACCACAUCCAAGUGUACGCUUGCAUAUUGGCCUCGUUCCAAACGUACGAUUCGUGCACCCCUAAUAAAACCAGUUUGGCGAUGCACCUGCUCGUCGAUUGCCAAUUGGUGGAGAAGAUAAACAAAUUCUUGUUGCACAUCGACCCCAAAUCGACUAAAUCGAGACCAGGAUUCUUGGGUUGGUUGGUAAAAAUUGCCAAUGUCGUGGCAGAUUAUUGCGAGAUGAGGAAUCCUCUUGGUAAAGAGCUUCGAAAGAAAGCGCCCAAAUCCUUCAAGCUGCUGCAACAAUUGAAAGCCGGCCGAUUACGUGAUAUAGUCCUGAUUUUCAUGUAUCCUCUGAUGGGCGACGAGUUUGACGACAGCCAUUCCGAUUAGAGAAUAAUAGAAAGCUGUGUUGCUUACACCGACCGAUUCUACCUCCAUCGAGUUCAAAUUCAUUAGGAUAAUUUUAUAAGUAGCAUUUUAUAAUUUAUACAUGAAUAUAAUUUACAACUAUA